Molecule: messenger RNA, 1472 nt
Organism: Ziziphus jujuba (common jujube)
Lineage: Eukaryota; Viridiplantae; Streptophyta; Magnoliopsida; Rosales; Rhamnaceae
Product: floral homeotic protein AGAMOUS
Exons: 9
Coding region: 364-1101 (245 amino acids)
Biological process (GO): positive regulation of transcription by RNA polymerase II
Cellular component (GO): nucleus
Molecular function (GO): DNA-binding transcription factor activity, RNA polymerase II-specific; RNA polymerase II cis-regulatory region sequence-specific DNA binding; protein dimerization activity
Source: RefSeq, a predicted model, not a curated record
AUCUUCAAUACAUACCACAUAGCCCAAAAAGAAAAACAAACAUAAAAAAAAAAAAAAAAAAGCAAAAAGAAAACAUAAAAAUAAAAAGUAGAUUAAUUAUAAGUUGCUGGAAGUGUUUUGGAAAUUAGUUAAAAUGGAUGAAAUGUCGUUUUUAACUUUAUAAAUACCCAUCUCUUUGGCCAGCUUCCUUCCAUUUUCUGCAUCCUUCCCUGUUCAGAUUUGUUGGAAACUAGAAAGAGCUCCAGAAAAAACCCCAAAAGGCAGGAACCCCUCUGUUUCUGUCAAUUUUCAUCUUCUUCUCUGCUUCACCUUCUUCCCAAUCCCCCUCCUUUGUUUUCUGCACCCACCAGCUUUGAACUCUCUAUGGCAUACCAAAACAAAUCCAUGUCAGUCUCUCCUCAAAGAAAAUUGGGUAGGGGAAAGAUCGAGAUUAAGCGGAUCGAAAACACCACAAAUCGGCAAGUCACUUUCUGCAAGAGACGUAAUGGUUUGCUAAAGAAAGCCUAUGAGCUCUCUGUUCUCUGUGAUGCUGAAGUUGCUCUCAUAGUCUUCUCUAGCAGAGGACGCCUUUAUGAGUAUGCCAACAACAGCAGUGUCAAGUCAACAAUUGAAAGAUACAAAAAGGCAUGUUCAGAUUCUUCAAAUACAGGAUCCGUUUCUGAAGCUAAUGCUCAGUUCUACCAGCAAGAAGCUGCCAAGCUUCGUUCACAAAUUGGAAGUGUGCAAAAACAAAAUAGGGAGAUGCUGGGUGAAUGUCUAAGCAGUUUGUCUCUCAAAGACCUGAAAAACCUGGAGGGUAAAUUAGAAAGAGGAAUUAGCAAAAUCCGAUCCAAAAAGAAUGAGCUCUUAUUUGCAGAAAUUGAGUACAUGCAGAAAAGGGAAAUUGACUUGCACAACAAUAAUCAGCUUCUCCGAGCAAAGAUUGCAGAGAAUGAGAGGAACCAACAGAAUAUAAGCAUGAUGGCAGGAGGAGGAGGAGGAGGAAAUUAUGAGAUCAUGCAAUCUCAGCCAUUCGAUUCUCGGAAUUAUUUUCAAGUCAAUGCAUUACAACCCAAUAAUGAGUACUCACGCCAAGACCAGAUGGCCCUUCAAUUAGUUUAAAUAUGGUAGGACUUGGCAUGUUCUGCUGUUUAAGUGGAGGGUAUCUAGCUGAAAUGACACCAGAUGAUAGCUACUACAAGUAUAUUGUCAAGUACUAGGAUGAAGUUGAAAUCAAGCUGCAGUUUGCUGUAAGUGGAGGACCUGGUCAGUAAUUCUCUACUUACAGUACUGUAAUGUACUACUAUGUAUGUCAUGAUAUGCAUAGGGAGAUGGGAUUUCUUGUUUGUAUCAUUAAUGCUUGAAGCAAUGUACUAAGACUCUUGCAAGAGACACCAACUAACAAGUUUAUCAUCUUCGAUCUUGUGAUUUAGUAGUUUUGUGAUGUCAUUAGCUUUCCUGUCCAUUUCAUAUGAAAAACACCACUUUGCCUA